This is a messenger RNA of Candidozyma duobushaemuli, 1089 nucleotides long. RefSeq names its product Cdc73p (gene CDC73). Gene Ontology annotation, molecular function: RNA polymerase II complex binding. Lineage: Eukaryota; Fungi; Ascomycota; Pichiomycetes; Serinales; Metschnikowiaceae. The record is from RefSeq and is a predicted model, not a curated record. The transcript has a single exon. Gene Ontology annotation, cellular component: Cdc73/Paf1 complex. The coding region runs from base 1 to 1089 and encodes 362 amino acids. Gene Ontology annotation, biological process: transcription elongation by RNA polymerase II; positive regulation of transcription elongation by RNA polymerase II.
AUGGACCCCAUCAGGCAGUUGAGAAAAGCCACAACGGGCAAAAAGCCUAUUGAGCUUUUCAAGGAUGGCGAUGCUACCGACAAUAUCAAGGACGCUACGCAUGCCUCCUUUGGUAGCGACGACAAAUAUGCCUUGGACGACCUCACAAACUUCUACAACGAAGACCAACGUCAGCUGCUCAGGGCUGUCAUCUUCUGUUGGAUGCACGACAAGUCCUCGAUUGUGGACUACAAAAAUGCUUGUUUAGAGAAUGGCAUACCCGACUUCAAGUUCUUGGUGAAGGCUGAAUUGACAACCUGGUUGAGUGGAAGCUCUGAUUCUUGUCAGUUUGUGAAAGAGGACGAGGCUACAGGAGAUGCUGGCGAUGCCGCAGACGAAAAUGAAAAGAAGAGAAAGUUGGAGGACCCUCAGAUGGCCCGCAUAGAAAAGUACCAGGAAGACUCUGUGGACCAUAACUCGGCCUUGAGAGGUUCGAAAAAUAUCGUCUUCAAGACCCUCAUAUCCGAUGCAAAGAGAUUUUCGUCGCAAUUAAAGAGAAGCAAGUCUUCUAGACCCUCCAGCUCUAACGGAACGGGCACUGCUGCUAGCAAAAAGCUGCCCAUCAUCAUCAUUUCCCCAGCCACCACAGCAUUACUUUCUUUGGCCAACAUCAAAGAGUUUUUGGAGGAGAGCCGAUUCGUGGAGCCCAAUGUCAGUACCAUGAAGAGACCAGAGACAGGCGUGGUGACCAUCAACCACGUCUCCGACAAACUAGCUCCUUCCGCACACUCCAUCAUGGUUGUGGAUAAUGUCGACAUGUUCACUAAACCAGAAUACUGGGACAGAGUGGUGGCCAUCAUUACGACAGGACAAGCCUGGCAGUUCGCUAAAUACAAGUAUUCGAAGCCUGAGGUUUUGUUUCAAAAAUAUCCCGGUUUUUUCAUCGCUUAUCAGAAUGAUGUGGUACCAAAGCAGAUCAAGGACUGGAACGUGAAUGUCGUGAGAAUCGAUCGUGGCGAAAAAAGAUUCAGAGAUAAAAUGAUCAUCAGAGACUUGUGGAUCCAUUUGGAAAAGAUCCUUGUGGGUAGAGGGUACGGGGCUCAGGAGUGA